AUGGAGGCGAUGCGAAGAAGAAUCAUGGAGGAGCAGCUGGCUGCUAUGGAGCAAGCCAGGCGCGAACAGGAGCAGCAACUCGAUUCAUCCUCCUCCCAUCGCCUUGCUGGGCCAUCCUCUUCCACCAACGCUUCGGGUACGAUCUUGAAUCCUGCCAUCUCAUCUCUGCCCCACCGCAACAAGCACGCGCCACCUCCCAAAGUCAAGCUUUAUCAACCGCCUCUGGUGCCGUACGUUCCGGCCAACGCGGCUCAGCCUGUAGCCAAAGACAGCAACAUCAACAGCAACAGCGGCGCAGCCAGUAGAGGCUCCGGAUCCCGCGCCGAUCCCAUCGUCUUUGGCGAGUCUUCCCCCAUUGGCGCUGCUUCCCGUUCGAAUCCUUUUCAGUCAGCCGGCUCUAGCUCAAGUACAAAUACCAUUCUGGUAAGACCGACUCCCUCUUCUUCGUCCACUUCCAGCUACGCAGCAUCGCAACCAUUCCGCUCGCCCAACUCCAAGUCUUCCCAAGCACCUUUCAUUUCGCCAAAGAGCACUCCACCAUCACAGCCACUCAAGAACAACAAUCCGUUCUACCACCCGCCUCUCGCGCAGCGCUCUUCACCUUCCAAAUCGAGAUACAACACCUCUCAAUCUCUCUUCAUGAGUGCAGACUACGAGCCAAUCGCAGCGCCCGAUCGCACCACAUUUGCAGAAAAUGCUGCCGGAGGCCCCUCUAUUGAUGCUGCCACUCGUGACAAGCAGAUCCAGGACCUUCUUUCCAACAUGGUCAACGUCACCGAAGUCUCGGACGAUGCAAAGACCAGUGCACACAUCCCCGGUCUCAAGUGCAUGCUCCUCCCGCAUCAAGUGCAAGGCGUCACCUGGAUGCGAGAGCGCGAGAAGGGCAAAGCCAAAGGUGGCAUCCUUGCCGAUGACAUGGGGCUCGGAAAGACUGUUCAGACGCUGGCCCUCAUCGUCUCGAAUCGUCCCGGCCAGGAUCUGUCCACCAUUGAUCUCGAUGUGCCCGCAGAAGCCGAGCGUGGCAAAAGCGGCAAGAAGCCGGCCACCAGCCAGAGCGCCGUCGAUAUGGUAUCUCCUCCAACUCCAGCAGAGCUCCCGCGCCUAGAGAUGGCCUCUAAGACCACGCUCAUCAUUGCUCCUCUGGCCGUCAUCAAGCAGUGGGAGCGCGAAGUCUCCGAAAAGACGCAAGCGGGCCUCAAAGUUUACCUCUACCACGGCCCUUCACGUGCCAAGAAGGCGUCUCACUUCAGCAAGUUCGACAUUGUCAUCACAACUUACACCACAGUCGCCAGCGAAUACGGCAACUACCUCUCCAAGCUCGAGGGCCUAGCCAAGGGCACUACACCCAUCACGGCCACCUCCACAUCCAAGUCCAAGCCCAAGUCCAAGUCCAAGCCCAGCUCCAAGUCAAUUGGCCGUUCCAAUGCUCGAUCCUCACGAGCAGACUCGGAUGCCGAAUCCGGCCCUGACAACGGCCUCAUCGAGGUUGACUCGCAAGACUCUGACGAUUCUUUUGCAGGUCCCACCUCGACAGCCAAAGUGAUCAAGAAGAUUAUGCCCACACCACUCUUCGAGUCUCCCUGGCUUCGCAUCGUGCUCGACGAAGCACAGAACAUCAAGAACCACAAAGCCAAAUGCUCGCGAGCCUGUUUCCUCCUCGCUGCCAAUGCUGCUUCCCGCUGGUGUCUCACAGGCACGCCUCUGCAAAACGACGCUUACGAGAUGUUCUCGCUCAUCCAUUUCUUACGCAUCCAACCGUUUGACGACUUUGCCCACUUCAAAGAAAAGAUCGGCGAGCCGCUCAAGUCGAACAACCAGAACAGGGUUAAUUGGGGUAUGAAGCGUCUCUGCUUCGUUUUGCAGACCAUCAUGCUGCGUCGCACUAAAGAAGCCAAGACCGACGAUGGAAAGCCCAUCCUCAACCUACCAAAUCGCAACCUCGAGUUGCUUGAGCUCGACUUUGACAGUCCGCAGGAAAAGGAAUUCUACCUUGGUCUGCAGGAGAGAGUUCGACAGGCCUUUGAAAAGGAAGACGAGCGCCAGAAGGCUACGGGCAAGAAGACCAACAUGAUCGCCUCGCUCGUGCUGCUGCUCAGGCUGCGCCAGGCGUGCAGCCACCCGGCCUUGGUCACAGGAAGCCUUCGCACGGAUGCAGGAGCUAUUGGUUCUGCUGCCAACAACUCCAACUCCGCCACCGAGAACGAGAGCUCGCAGCUGAACGCUACUGCUGCUGUGGCCGAAGAGGAAGACGACGACGAUGACGGCUUGGCUGCAAUGCUUUCGGGACUCAGUGUGCGCACCAAACGUUGCGAUCAAUGUAGUGUCGAAAUCCCUGCCAAUGCUGCAACGCCUUCUACCGACACACCCAACCAGCCAGGCGACCUCAUGGCCGCCAUCAAUCCGGAUCUUGCGAAUCGCCUGCUCUGUGUCGAGUGCACCGACCUUGCCAACAACCACUCGCAGGAUCUAUUUGCAACCUCCUUUGGCUCCACCAAGACCCGUAAGAUGCUCUCGCUUCUCUCGAAGAUCCGCACCGAGGAUCCGACCGAGAAAACGAUUGUGUUUUCGCAGUUCACCUCUUUCCUCAAUCUCGUCGAACCGCACCUCGCACGUCAUCACUUCAAAUACGUGCGGUACGACGGCUCGAUGAAACCUCAGGAUCGUGAGGCGGCGCUCGAACGCAUCCGCGACGAUCCGUCCAUCACUGUGAUUCUCAUUUCGUUCAAAGCAGGCAGUACGGGUCUCAACCUGACCAGCUGCAGCCGAGUCAUCUUGAUGGAUCUCUGGUGGAAUCCGCAGAUCGAGGAGCAGGCUUUCGACCGAGCGCACCGACUGGGCCAGACUAGAGACGUCACGAUUUACAAGCUCAGCAUCAAGGACACGGUCGAGGAGAGGAUCUUGAAGUUGCAAGAGAAGAAGAGGGCGUUAGCGAAAGCGGCGCUUGAAGGAAGCAAGCUGGUCAAAGGCAACCGACUCGACUUCAAGGAGAUCUGGUUCUUGUUCAACGGCACCGACCAGUAG
This is a messenger RNA of Sporisorium graminicola, 3021 nucleotides long. RefSeq lists its product as uncharacterized. Gene Ontology annotation, cellular component: cytoplasm. The record is from RefSeq and is a predicted model, not a curated record. Bases 1 to 3021 code for a protein of 1006 amino acids. The transcript has a single exon. Gene Ontology annotation, molecular function: ATP-dependent chromatin remodeler activity; ATP binding. Lineage: Eukaryota; Fungi; Basidiomycota; Ustilaginomycetes; Ustilaginales; Ustilaginaceae.